AUGCCUGGUACGUUUGACCAGAUCGGAAUCUGGCUCCUAACUGGCUUUCUAGCCAUUCUUACAAUCUUUUUCAAUAUCUAUAUCUUAUUGGUGAACCAGCGAAACUGCAGAAAGAACCACUUACAUCUAUGCCCUGGUGACACUAUAAUGACUGGUAUAUCCAUGGCUAGUAUCAGUCAUCAAGUUGUCUCUUACUUGUGGAUGACAAUGGUUCAGGUGGACAUAAAUUGUAUGUAUGACACUGUGGAAGCAAUUCUAUUGAUGUUAAUUUUCUCCCUGAAAUUCUCAAUAAUGUGGACCACUGCUUUCCUUACUUUCUUUUAUAGCACCAAGCUUGUCAUCAAGCCUAUCCACUGUUACACACGCAUUCAGGAAGCUAUUCUAAAGCAUGUUCUUACUGUGGUGAUUGUUAUUUUUGUGUGUGGCUUUACCAAUUGUCUGCCACUUUUAACUACUGUGACAUUUUACAACAGCAGUGCUGGAAUUAUAGAAUGUGGUUUAAUCAUACCAGAUGGGGCUGUGGGAUUUGGUUACUUUAUUUAUCUUGCAGUCAGUGCAGAUAUUGUUCCAGGUAUACUGAUGAUCAAAUGUAGUAUCUCCAUCUCGUAUCAUCUGUCUAUCCAUCUACGCCACAUGAAGGAAAGCACCAAUGGCACCCAUGCUCCCAAGUUAGGUACUCAGAUGAGGGUGAUCAGGAUGAACCUUACCUUGGUGGUGGUGUUCCUUUGUUUUCUUGUUGUAGAUCUUUUUACUCAGUCCACAGUAGUCGUAAAAAAGGAAAACACCAUGGGCUUAUCCAUUCUUUUCACUACAAUUUACACAUCAGUUAGUGGAUUUGUGCUGAUCUAUGGAAAGAAAAGCUUCUGGAAAGAGUUUCUUCACUGGUAUAACAUCUUUUUAGAUGAGUACUCUUGUUUAAGAUGUAUGAAAGUACCAGAAAGUAAGAUUGUGACACACACUGCUCCAAAGCACUGA
Messenger RNA from Tachysurus fulvidraco (yellow catfish), 975 nucleotides. RefSeq lists its product as uncharacterized. The transcript has a single exon. Gene Ontology annotation, cellular component: membrane. Gene Ontology annotation, molecular function: G protein-coupled receptor activity. Bases 1 to 975 code for a protein of 324 amino acids. Gene Ontology annotation, biological process: G protein-coupled receptor signaling pathway; sensory perception of taste. The record is from RefSeq and is a predicted model, not a curated record. NCBI's taxonomy places the organism in Eukaryota, Metazoa, Chordata, Actinopteri, Siluriformes, Bagridae.